Molecule: messenger RNA, 917 nt
Organism: Rhipicephalus sanguineus (brown dog tick)
Lineage: Eukaryota; Metazoa; Arthropoda; Arachnida; Ixodida; Ixodidae
Product: mite group 2 allergen-like Ixo r 2
Exons: 4
Coding region: 167-604 (145 amino acids)
Biological process (GO): sterol transport
Molecular function (GO): sterol binding
Source: RefSeq, a predicted model, not a curated record
CUGUGAACGUCUCCAGCAGACUUCGCUUAUGCGCCUCUCUUAAUGGGGGCGUGUAUAUAAAUUGCAGUGACCACAGGAGCUGACAGUACAUGCUCACAGCGACAACAGCAGAGCGCCCGCAUACCGUACUCUCUGUUGCCGAGAAGUUUAGAACUUGCCAUCAACCAUGAUUCGCUUCGUGGCUUGCCUUCUCCUGUGCGGCUUGGCCGCUGGACAGCGCAGGGACAUCAACUACGAAGACUGCGGCAGCAAGGCGAAGGUCCUCUCAGCCCAAAUAGAGCCUUGCGACUCCGACCCCUGCGUGAUGAAGCGCGGCACGAAGCCCAAGGUCUACUUCACCGUUACCUCUGAUCAGGACACCGCGACGGCCAAGCUGGAUGCCAAAAUCAGCGUGUUCGGUGUCGAACUUCCGGUUCCCGGCCUGGAGAAUGAUCUGUGCAAGAACAUGGUGGAGUGUCCGAUCAGCAAGGGCCAGACCUACUCCGGCGUCAUGGAAGUGUUCGUGCCUGAAUUCGCACCCGUGAUGAAGACAUACGUCUCGCUCAAGGUGUUGGGCGACGACGGCGUCAGCGUCUGCGCCAAGACACCCGUCCUGAUUGAAUAAACCAGCAACGUCAGUUUUGCCCCGCACUGUGCAGCCACCCGUCGCACAUGCCAUGCGCACUGCGUUAUACGUAAAGUCCAACUUUGGGCGGUGUUCGCUGUAGGCACUUCCUCAUCCUCCCCACUCCCCCUCCCAGUGGGAAGCCGCUCUUUCCAGCACAGUCCUUGACGAAAAGCGAAGACUGACUUAACGGACCAAUUGUAAUGCAGCAGUGAAUAGGGCCCUGGACUGAGAGCUUCAUACAAAUAAGCAACAAAUAAAGUUUUAUACUUCUACCACUAUCGGACAAUAAGCUUCAAUAAAUAUUCUGUCA